Molecule: messenger RNA, 339 nt
Organism: Olea europaea var. sylvestris
Lineage: Eukaryota; Viridiplantae; Streptophyta; Magnoliopsida; Lamiales; Oleaceae
Exons: 6
Coding region: 1-339 (112 amino acids)
Source: RefSeq, a predicted model, not a curated record
AUGGAAAUACACAAUCUUGAUAUUCAUCAAAUGGAUGUAAAAACAGCAUUCUUCAAUGGUGAGUUAGAAGAGGAGAUUUACAUGGAGCAACCUGAAGGUCAAGAAUACGGGAGAAAGUAUAUCACAACUAAGUCAAGUGAAGAAGGACAGAAUACUCUUAAUAGGAGGUCACCUAUGGUUCAUGGCCAAAAUGAACCAAGACAUGAGAACCAAGUACAGAAUAUGAAAGAUAUCUGUGGAGGUUCAAGGCCAGAAGCCACCAUCCCUGAUGCAGAAAUGAGUUGGAUUUUCUAUUCUAGAUUUGAGGUUGAUUUGGUCUAUACAGAUCAUGCCCACUAA